Perkinsus marinus ATCC 50983 is the source of this 555-nucleotide messenger RNA. RefSeq lists its product as hypothetical. Gene Ontology annotation, cellular component: mitochondrion; cytoplasm; peroxisome. The coding region runs from base 1 to 555 and encodes 184 amino acids. Lineage: Eukaryota; Perkinsozoa; Perkinsida; Perkinsidae. Gene Ontology annotation, molecular function: thioredoxin peroxidase activity. The record is from RefSeq and is a predicted model, not a curated record. Gene Ontology annotation, biological process: hydrogen peroxide catabolic process; cell redox homeostasis; cellular response to oxidative stress. The transcript has 4 exons.
AUGCUCUCCCGUAUUGCUACUGGAUCCGUGUCUGCUGCUGUUGCCCCUGCCAGCCGUAUGAUGGCCGCUAGGUGCUUUUCCGUUGCUGUCGGCGAUGCCCUGCCCAAUGUGACUGUGAGGGAGGCUGACCCUGGUGACACCAAGUCGCUUCGCGAUAUUUUCGGUAACGACAAGGGAAUCCUCUUUGGAGUUCCCGGCGCAUUCACUCCAACCUGUGACCAAUCUCACUUGCCUGGUUUCAUUCGUGAUUAUGACAAGCUCCAGCAGAAGGGUGUUAAGACUGUUGCUUGUAUGGCUGUGAAUGAUCCCUUUGUGAUGCAAGCUUGGGGAAAGAUCAAGGGUGCUGACGGAAAGGUCCGCAUGCUAUCCGAUGUCGAUGGCGAGGCUGCCAAGGCUCUUGGUACCAACUUCGAUGCUACUGAUGUCCUCGGACCCAUCCGCACUAAGAGGUUCGCCGCUAUCGUCGAUAAUGGCAAGAUCACUGAUCUAGAGGUCGAGCCCGAUGGAACUGGUCUCUCGUGCUCGAGGUCCUCCAACAUCAUGGAGAAGUUGUAA